Orcinus orca (killer whale) is the source of this 8136-nucleotide messenger RNA. RefSeq names its product ectonucleoside triphosphate diphosphohydrolase 5 (inactive) (gene ENTPD5). Lineage: Eukaryota; Metazoa; Chordata; Mammalia; Artiodactyla; Delphinidae. Gene Ontology annotation, molecular function: UDP phosphatase activity; GDP phosphatase activity. Gene Ontology annotation, cellular component: membrane. The transcript is spliced from 16 exons. Gene Ontology annotation, biological process: nucleoside diphosphate catabolic process. The coding region runs from base 3087 to 4373 and encodes 428 amino acids. The record is from RefSeq and is a predicted model, not a curated record.
UUCUUUUGACUUUUCCCGAAUUCUUCCAGUUUGUGGUGGCUUGUUAGUUCCACAUUCCUUACCAGGACCUCCUGUCACAAGAUAACUCAUGCAAAUGGUUACUGUGGUGCCUGGCCAGGGUGGGCGGUUUCAGUCAGUGGUUUCCCCUAACAAUAUAAUGACUAGUUCACAUCCCUACAGAGGAUAAGGAAUCCUGGAGAUAAAGGAUAUAAUCUUAUAAAUUUUCAAAUCAGUUUAACAUUCACUGUUUUACUUAUAUACAGAAUCUGUUACCACAGAUUAUUGUCUAUUGGCAAUUUAUUUGCAAAAUAUUCAAUUUUUAUUAGUUGUCCUUUCUGACAAAACCAUUACACAGGACUUAAAGUCAGGUGGGUUUUUUUUUGAAUUUUAUUUAAUUUAUUUUUUUCUACAGCAGGUUCUUAUUAGUCAUCCAUUUUAUACGUAUCAGUGUAUACAUGUCAAUCCCAAUCUCCCAAUUCAUCCCACCACCCCCCAUCGCUUUCCCCCCCAUUAAAGUCAGUUCUUUAAGAAAAGUUAUAUACCGGAACUUCCCUGGUGGUCCAGUGGUUAAGAAUCUGCAUUCCAAUGCAGGGGAUGUGGGUUCGAUCCCUGGUCAGGGAACUAAGAUCCCACGUGCUGCAAGGCAGCUAAGCCCAUGCACCACAACUACUGAGUCCACGUGCUCUAGAGACCCUGUGCCGCGACUAGAGAGAAUCCCGCAUGCUGCAACGAAGAGCCUGCGCUGCAGCAAAGAUCCUGUGUGCUGCAACUAAGACCUGAUGCAGCCAAAUAAAUAAUAAAUAAAUUAUAUAGAAAAAAAAAAGUCAUAUACCCAAAUUUCAAACCUGCUUAUCUGCACUUUUCAUUUCAUGGAUCUGUCAAAUGUUCAUUCAUUUAAGAAAUGUUUAGUAGGUACAGUACCAACUGAAUACCAGGCUCUGAUAGCUUGAGGGGUACAGUGGGAGACAAGACAGGGCCCUGCCUUCAAGUGGCUUACAGUCAGGUGUAUAACAUGCUGACCUGGACAUUGACCUCUGAGAAUAUACAAUACACAUAGCUUCCUCAUUGGAAGCUAUGCACAAACAGUUAACAAUAAAAUUCACCAAGCAGUGAUGGAUAAAGCGGAGAUGAUAUGGACCCUACGUGCUACAGGAAUUUGCAGGCAUGAAAGACUAUCAGAAAGUUUACAGGAGGAGGUAGGCUGAAAGUAAAAGGGAAGGCUUUCUGGGAAGGUAGAACAAAUGAGCAAAAUCAGCGUGUGCUUGAGACAAGGAGUAAUUUAACUAGAGUAACGGUUCCCGAAGUGUGGUCCACGCACCAGUAGUAUCAGCAUCAUCUGCUAACUUGUUAGAAAUGCAGAUUCUCAGUCCCAACUUGAGACCUAUUGAAUUGGAAAUGCUGACAGUGAAGCCCAGCGAUCUAUGUUUUUUGGUUGUUUUUAAAUAUUUAUUUAUUUAUUUGGCUGUGCCGGGUCUUAGUUGCAGCACAUGGGAUCUUCAUUGCGGUGUGUAGAAUCUUUACUUGGCGGCAUGUGGGAUCUAGUUCCCUGACCAGGGAUUGAACCUGGGCCCCCUGCAUUGGGAGUGCAGAGUCUUAGCCACUGGACCGAGAGGGAAUUCCCCCAGCAAUCCAUGUUUUAACAAGCCCUCCAGGUGGCUCUGAUGUGUGCUUAGAGCAAAGGGUUUUUGUAUGAAAGUAGUGGGCAAAAAACUUUGGUUGAGGUAGGCUGGGACUUAGAAUGUUAGGCAAGAAGUUUGUCUUUUAAUCCUACAGAGCAGAGUCACCAACUUGAAACUUGAGAGCUGGAUUUAGCCCAUAGAUAUGUUUUGUUUGGCCUGCAUGGUGGUUUUUUGAGUUUUGUUUUUGUUUUUUGUUUUUUUAAUGGAAUUAGUUGUCACUAUUUUAAAAACCAGAUUCUACAUAGAAAUCUGUGCUUUUAGCUUAUUUUCAAAAAUCAGAAGACCUGGCAAUACUGAGCUUGUAUUUCAUCAUGGCAGCAAUUUGUGGGAACAGCAAGCAACUUACCCUUUAGAGGGGACAAGAUGGGACAUGUGCUUUCCAGUUUACACAGUCCCCACAACUUCCUGUUGAUUACACACACCUUUACUUACUUAUAUUUUCUGCCUGGCCCCAGUAGGUAUUCCAGUAUUUGAGUUUGUAACUUCUGUUAUGGACAGUGGGAAAUUGAUGAAAGUUUUCAGAAGGAAAGUGAUGUGACUUAUAUAUUCAUUAAUUCAUUCAACAGACAUUGAUGAAUUAACUAACCAUUGCAUAUGCCUGGUUAUGCAAUGUUCUCAAAGAUGAAUGAAUCCCUGCCAUGAUAUGGGUUACAGUCUAGUGAGAAAACGAUGAAAGUAGUAUUUAGGAAGACGGUAGCGUAUGGGUUUGAGAAGAGAGACAUUGGUGACUGGAAGACCAGUUAAGAGGCUAUAGCAGUCCAAGUCUGAAGUAAUAAAGGCCAGACUUUAGAUAUCAGCAAGAAGCUAGGAGGGAAGAAGGAGAUGGGAAAGAUAUUGCAAAGCAAAAAUCAUCAAUCCUUGAUAAGAGAUUGGGCAUGAGAGAGGAGAAUUCAAAGGUGAUGAAGAUUUUGAGUUGUGAAUUAGGAAGUUUGUGGUGCCAUUAACAAAGACAGGAAAUUAGAGAAUCCAUUUAACCCUCUCUGUAUGGGGCAGGGGCAUGGAGGAAGGGAGAUGUUUGGAGAUGCCAGUUUGAGGUGUCUCUUGUUUUGAGUACAGUGUAUUAGCAUGUAUACAAUAUAAGUGUUUUUAAAAGGAAAAUUUAAUAGAAAUGUUUUCAAGAUUGCAUCCUUAGGGGUAGAUACCACUCAUUCCAUCCUAGAAUACCAAGGGAAUACCUGGAGAAGCAUUGAAGUUGUAAACAAAAUGUUGAAAAAGUGAUACAUUAGUUGAAGGAAACAAAGCGGAAAGCCUAGAAGGAAAAGAAGAUAUUGUUCUUUAGAUUGAUCCACAUGACCAGCCUAGUUGCUGUAAAAGAAGAAUCCACCAAAGGGAGUGAUUUAAGAUCCACUGCAGGUGUGUUAGCAGCACUGCGUCUGUAACAAAAGACUCACUACAUCUUGGAAGAGAAUGGCCAUUUCCCAGGGGGCAGCCUUUUUCAUGCUGGUAGUGUCCUGUGUUUGCAGCACUGUCUUCCACAGAGACCAACAGACUUGGUUUGAGGGUGUCUUCCUGUCUUCCAUGUGCCCCAUCAAUGUCAGUGCCAGCACCUUGUAUGGAAUUAUGUUUGAUGCAGGGAGCACUGGAACUCGAAUUCAUGUUUACACCUUUGUGCAGAAAUUACCAGGACAGCUUCCGAUUCUGGAAGGGGAAAUUUUUGAUUCUGUGAAUCCAGGACUUUCUGCUUUUGUAGAUCAACCUAAGCAGGGUGCUGAGACUGUUCAAGAACUCUUAGAGGUGGCCAAAGACUCAAUCCCUCGAAGUCACUGGAAGAGAACGCCAGUGGUCCUGAGGGCAACAGCGGGACUGCGCUUACUGCCAGAAAAGAAAGCCCAGGCUCUGCUCUUUGAGGUAAAAGAGAUCUUCAGGAAGUCACCUUUCCUGGUACCAGAUGACAGUGUUAGCAUCAUGGAUGGAUCCUAUGAAGGCAUAUUAGCUUGGGUUACUGUGAAUUUUCUGACAGGUCAGCUGCAUGGCCACAGCCAGGAGACUGUGGGGACUCUGGACCUGGGGGGUGCCUCCACCCAAAUCACGUUCCUGCCGCAGUUUGAGAAAACGCUGGAACAAACCCCUAGAGGCUACCUCACUUCCUUUGAGAUGUUUAACAGCACUUAUAAGCUCUAUACACAUAGUUACUUGGGAUUUGGAUUGAAAGCUGCAAGACUAACAGCUCUGGGAGCCCUGGAGACAGAAGGAAUUGAUGGACACACUUUCCGAAGUGCCUGUCUACCAAGAUGGUUGGAAGCAGAGUGGAUCUUUGGGGGUGUGAAAUACCAGUAUGGUGGCAACCAAGAAGGGGAGGCGGGCUUUGAGCCCUGCUAUGCUGAAGUGCUGAGGGUGGUCCAAGGAAAACUUCAUCAGCCAGAUGAGGUCCAGAGAAGCUCCUUCUACGCUUUCUCUUACUAUUAUGACCGAGCUGUUGACACAGACAUGAUUGAUUAUGAAAAGGGGGGUGUUUUAAAAGUUGAAGAUUUUGAAAGGAAAGCAAGGGAAGUAUGUGAUAACCUGGAAAACUUCACCUCAGGCAGUCCUUUCCUGUGCAUGGAUCUCAGUUACAUCACAGCCUUGCUGAAGGAUGGCUUUGGCUUUGCAGGCAACACCAUCUUACAGCUCACAAAGAAAGUGAACAACAUAGAGACAGGCUGGGCCUUGGGGGCCACCUUUCACCUGCUGCAGUCUCUGGGCAUCUCCCACUGAGGCCAAGCCGUUCCUCUGAGGCCUGCAUUUGUCAACCUUGUUAAAGGGAGGACGAGAGAGGAGAGGACUCAGUUGUAUUCUGAGCUAGUCUGGGGACAGCCUAGACUGAAGCCCAGCAGCUGAUUUCAUCUGGAGGAAGGGGCUUUUGUAGACAGGUCUUGCCCUUGAGUCUAGAGAUUUGGACUUAAUUAAUUUUACACCUCAAAUGUGAACUAUUUCCUAACCACUCUUCGUGCACAGCUGGUACCAGAGUCUAAAUCUUUGAGGUUCCUUGUGUGUCACAGAGAGCCAAAAGGAAUAGCUUUGGAACUUAACCUUGGGGAACCCAGGGAUGGAACCCUGGGAACCAAAGAAGAAUCUCAUUUCAACCCUUUCAGUGCCUCAUUCCUUUGAACAUUUUAAUUUUCCUCUUACAUGUUACACUCAGCUGACUGAUUGCAAUCCCAUGACCUAUCAACACCAGUAUUUUCUUUUCCCUGCACGUUGCCCUGUCCCACCUUUAUCUCCACUCACCUACCAAAAAAAAAAGAAAGAAAAAAAUACCUGGUUUUACUUUCCAUGUGUAGUUCAAAGAGGAAAAAAAAAAAAAAGCCGUAUCUGGGGAAUUCCCUGGAGGUCCGGUGGUUAGGACUACGAGCUUUCACUGCCAAGGGCAUGGAUUCGAUCCCUGGUCGGAGAACUAAGAUCCUGGAAGCUGUGCACGUGGUGUGGCCAAAAAAAAAGGUACCAUAUCUGAAGUUAUGUGAUCCGGCUUUGUGUCAGCACCAAUCAGCCAGCUGACAGCCAUUCUAAAUCUCAGAAGGAUGGAGAGCAACUCACGACUGGGCAGAAGGGAGGCCAGCCAGUUUCUAGGGACAUGUUUUGGGAGGGUGUGGCUGCCUUCUACAGACUACCUUCUUUUAAUUAACUUUUUAUCAGCAAACCGUGGAGUAAUGAACAUAUCCUACCUUAUAGGAAUGUGUGUGUGUGUGUGUAUGUGUGUGUGUGUGUUUUCAGUGCUAGUACCUCUUUUCUCAGGCUAAUGUGUUUAUAGUAAUUUGUCAUCCUAAACUUUUCUUUGUAUUUCUAAGAAGUACAUCUAUACCCUAGCUUUUGGUCUGUGGUGAGAGGCCUGUGGCUGUGCUUUUCAAGGAUCUAGACUUUGGCAAUAGCCCCUUUCAGUUUGUCCUUUUAUUCUGUUUACAGCAGUGUCUCUUUCUGCCCUGGCCCCUGAUCAUUUUAGCUAGCAUCCUCUACAUUAUUUGUCUAGUUCUAAGGUUUCUGAACCCUUCUUGAUGAUACCUAACAUUUGAUUUACUUGGCCAUUUUGGCCCACAUCCAUACAGUGGAUGCUCACUUUGAGUUUGAAUGUUCAGACCUCUUGAUUUUGUGAAUUAUGUCCCCUAAAAUUCAUGAUCUUGUACUUUCCCACAUGACCACCAUUUCCUUGUCUACCCAUGUGACUGCUCUUGGACUUGAAAGAUCUUCCAGUAGUCUGGCUUCUACACCUUGGCUCUUUACCUCCAGCUUCUUUCCAGCAGAGUAUCUCCCCAGACUUGUACUUUUCACAGUAGACUCUCUUUCAGCUUUUUCACAAAAGAUGUUAAAUAUACCUGGCCCUCACAGCAGUCCCUGGGGAACCUUAUUUUUAAAAGUAUUCCAUUGAGUCAAUAAAUAUUUAACAUCUGAUAUGUGCAAAUAACUAGGCAAAUUUCUAUACCCUCAUCCCUCCCAAAUUUUAGUUUUUCAAUUCAAUGUGGAUUUUUUUCUUCUUCACAGUGAUUGUUUUUUUUAAGUUUUAUUAUUUUUGGCUGUGUUGGGUCUUCAUUGCUGUGCACAGGCUCCCUCUAGUUGUGGCGAGCGGGGGCUACUCUUUGUUGCGGUGCGCGGGCUUCUCAUUGCGGUGGCUUCUCUUGUUGCGGUGCACCGGCUCUAGGCACAUGGGCUCAGUAGUUGUGGCUCGUGGGCUCUAGAGCGCAGGCUCAGUGGUUGUGGCUCAUGGGCUUAGUUGCUCUGCGGCAUGUGGGAUCCUCCCGGACCAGGGCUCGAACCUAUGUCCCCUGCAUUGGCAGGCGGACUCCUAAACACUGUGCCACCAGGGAAGCCCUUCACAGUGGUUUUUAAUUAUACUAAGGUCACCUUUAUACCUACUGUCUCUUCCUCCAAAAAUGCUAAUACAGAGUGAAAUAACAGAAUCUUUAGAGUUGGACAGCCCAAAGAUAUAAUCAAUCUUCUACCCAUUGCAGAACUCCCUUAACACUUCUAACAGGUUGUCAUUCAGCUUCUGUGUAGGCAUGUUUCCAGACAACUCAUUCCACUUUGGGAUUGCACUGAUGUUAAAAAAAAUCCCUCCUUCUCAGUAGUCUUAGUUCUGCUCUAAUCCCUCCUUCCACAGCCUUUCGGUCUUCUGAAGAAAACUCCCAAGUCCUUCACAUUCUUUUUAUCACUUGACUUCUAGACCCCCUUCUCAUCUUUGUCUAGAGUAUGGUGUUAGAACCAGUCAUCAUACACGAAAUGCUGUUCUACAAGAUUAGGGGGAGACAAUAAAGACUCCUCCAGCUUGAUGGGUUCAGAGAGGUAAGAUUUCCUGGUCUUUAUCACCACAGCUUGUCUCUGUAGCUUUUCUUAUAAAGGCCACAUAUUGUUCAGCAGACAUGUUCGGUCAUCCCAAAUACUUUCAGAAUUCUUGGGUAGGUGCAUUAUAACUCCAGAAAUGUAUCUACAUGUUUUCUGAUAAUCUUGAUUAGAAUAUCUGGAGAAUUAACCAGUUUAUCCAUUAUAGGAGCAAUUUGGAAUGAGACUUUUUAUUUCUUAGAAAAAACAAUUUGUCUGUAAUGUCCUUUUUUGCCCCUCGUGUACCUUUUGGGCCUCUUAUUAAGAGUCCUACAAGGUCCAAUCUUGAUGGUUAGGUUUUCUUUCUGUAAAUGUGUUAUAUAUUUCAAAUAUUAGGACAUGGCCUAGCACAUAGUGGAUUUUGUGUGUUAUCAUCAUCAUAUGAAAACACUGGGUUAUGGAGGUCCUUGCAAGGUGUGCCUUAAAAUUCUUGUCUUGCCUGAUUCUGUUUGCAUACUUUUGCAGAGUCCAUGUUCUUCAUACCUGGGCUACCUUUCCAUUUUUUUAUGAAAGAUGACCUUUUUUCCCUACAGUGACCUUUCUGGACUCUGCCAGUAGUCAACACAGCUUUUUCCAGUAGCUGCCAUCUUUCAUUCUGGGCACAUUUUUUCCUGAGAUUCCAGGAAGGUUUCUGACAUUCACACUUUUUUAGUAUAAAUUUUCCACAUUUACCUGAAAAGCUCCCCUGUGGUAACAAAUUUUCCAUUCCCUAAAAAUAUUUUCCAAGAAUAGCUUAGGUUGGGUCAAAAGCAGACUGUUCUCCUUUCAUCUGCAAAUCAGACUUCUGGGCAAGAUGUUGUUUGUGGUAUACAGAUCUAAUGGAUCCAAAACUCUCUUCGACAGGUAUCUCUGGUACUGUGAGGUAACCGCUUCUAAAGUGCACAGUAAAACAACCCACCCCCACCCAGGCUGGCACCAGCCUGCAACCACACAUGAACAAAUUCUGCUGCUAAUCAGAUUUUUCCUUUUGACCUAGUUCCUGAGGUCUUUAAACCUGUGCAAUGAAAUUAUUUAUUGUUUUAUAACAGAAUAGUGGUGUCCCACAGAGGAACCAUAAAUGAAAUACGGUGCUGUGAUGAGGAAAUAAUAACUAGCAUUUUAAGAUUUGGUUUUCUUUUCAGAAAGUCUAAUAUACCUAUAAUAAAGGUUAAAGCAAUUUGUGUUUAUUUUG